This is a messenger RNA of Vitrella brassicaformis, 2240 nucleotides long. NCBI's taxonomy places the organism in Eukaryota, Vitrellaceae. The record is from the annotation of a GenBank genome assembly.
UUUUUUGUAGUGUGAGGCCAUGCAUGUGCACACGUACACACACCAGGGGUGUCUGUCUGUCUCAAACAGAAUCAUUACAGUAUCAAUGACUCAAGGCCUCAAUUGGCACGUGCAGUCCACACAGUCGACAAAGAGAGCGCAACAUCCCCAGACGCACCCAUGCCAUCCAUCCUGUCUGUCAACACACACAGCUUAAUUGCCUUAUGCGCUGCGCUGGUCUCUCCACUCCAGAAAUUAAUGGGAAAAUCGACGUACGGCAAAAAUCCCCAACCAAGGUGCAGAUGAAAAAGAGGUGCACGUCUCAUGCACAGUUUCAGUGUCACAAGCAUGCCCCACAUGCAUCACACUCCAUGAAGCAUGAAACUUACUCUCUGGCUCUACUGAUGUUUCAGCAUGCAUAUCAAGGCAACAGACAGAACAAGCAUCCACAAGCAGAGAGGGAAGACAUGGCCACACACAUACAUACUUACACACAACAAAUAUACAUGUCCUGGGUAUGGGACCCUGCAUGACGGACGGCAAGUAAGGCCGCCACACGACGACAAACUCACUCACUCGACAGCAAAAAUCCGACUCACUAGAGGUAAAAACACACGUACGUAGACAGGGAGUGCAUCCAUCCUCCUACUACUGCAUGGAGACCAGAGCGAUCACAUGCGCAUGCACUCCACUCAGCUACGGCGCCAUGAGCCCUUCCACGGCUUUCUGCAGGGCUUCAAUCGGGCCCGGCGCUGCGUUGCUGCCACUGCUGCCCUGCUCCAGGCGAGAAAUGCGCUCCAGUAUGGCGUCAUUGGCCUUCAUCAGCUCUCCAAUCGUCUCGUUCAUGGCCUCAUUGGCCGCCAUCAGGUCCGCCUUGGCCCUCUUCAGGUCCUCAAUCGUCUCGCUCUGGUCUUCAUUGGCCUUGAUGAUGUCUUGUGUGACGCCCAUUUGCGUGUAGAGCAGCUGUGUAAGGUCGAUGGUCAUCUCCUCAGCCGGAGCCUCGGCAGCGGCGGCAUCUGUCGCCCCUUCGCCAUUCCCUCCCUCCUCCUGCUCGUCAUCAUCAGCUUGACGCACGUGUGGCACGAACGUCUUCACAGCCGACGGGAAGAUGUGCUGCACCUCAGCAGCGGCCAGGCCGAGCCGAGCGUCGCCGUCGGCGCGCACACGCAGCUGUCUGAAGGCCUCAUAAGCCGCCGAUCGGUCGCUGUCGCUCCAUUCAGCCAUGGAGGUCGGAAGCUGCUCGCUGUCGGCGCUGUGGAUCUCGAACGCGCCUGCAACCGCCCGGCUGGUGAUGACUCGAGAUCCGCAUUCGCACCUGUGAGCGUCCAGUGUUGGGGCGCGGAGUUCGUCUCGUGCAGUGACAUCGUCAGCAGCUUGGACAUCGUCAUCGGACUGCACGUCCCUUUUUGCUACGACAUCACCUUCGUUCACAACAUACUCUUGGGGGUCGCCCGCCUGCACGCCUGAAAGAUAAGCCAUCUCAGGGAGCUCCAAAGAACACGUCUGGUCUGUGUAAUGGAGCUUACGGCCGCCAAUGACCCUUUCAAAGGCACGCACCACUGGUCCAGCGACUUCCGCACGGGCAAUCACGUUCCCUUCCGACAUGACGUGGGCACCUUUCGCCUCAAUAUUGAAACCGGCCACAAUAUUUCUCUCAGCAACGACAUCGCCAUGGUCCGCUGCUUGGUCAGGAUCGCCCGCGAUAAGGCCUGACCAAGCAGCGUGGAAUAAGAGCUUCGUUCAUUUGUCCGUUGAAUUCGAUCAGCUUACUGUCGAAUGCCUUAACGUCGCCGAUUGCCUCAACGUCGCCGAAUGCCUUAAUGUCGCGACCCCCAACGAUGUCACCAGCCGCCCACAUGCCGGCCUUCGCCGUCACCAUCCGGUCGGCGAUGACAUUCCCUUCAGCCACAAUAUCACCGUCGCCCACGAACGUAUCGGGAUUGCCCGCAACGAUCUCUGCCAGCACAACCACCACAAGCAAGUAGGUGCAUCCAGCGGUGCGUCUGUCUUUCGUCCAUUCCUCCGUUUGGCUCACUCUUGCAACCGCCGUCGUCCUGACGAAUGCAAGCAGUCACACGUUUAGCCCACCCACAUGGGUUCAGGCGUGCUCGUCCGGUGUGUUCACGUGUGUGCCGUUCCUCCGUCAUCACUCACCUCUGGCUUCUCCGGGUCACACACACUUUGUCCACGAUGGACGGUGAAGGCGAGGCAGACACCGACGAGGAGGGCGAGGCGAGGAAAGGCCAUUCUGUCGGAGAAAG